CGCUCGUGGUGCCGACGUCUGACGAGCGCGUGCGUGGCUCUGACAGUAAUCAGCUGGUUCUUAGUGCAGGCGGAUCGGGUCGUGUUCGCCUCCUCCUUGUCCCUCGCUACUUUUAUCUACCUCCUACAGCGUCUUUCUAGGACCUCGGUUAUGGACCUGUGAAAUUCCAGACGUCUGCUUUGCAGUUCAGUUCUUCUACAAGAUAACCCACUCACCUUUGUGUUGAAUUUCUGAAAGCCAAGAUGAUUGAGAGUCGUGAGUGGGAGUUUCGCGUUUCUUGUAAACUGCAGCCAGGAGAGCAGAUAUGUGUUGUAGGCAACUGUGAUGCACUGGGCAACUGGGACUCACAGAAUGUGGUCCCUCUCUUUGCUGAGCAUCCUAUUCCAGAGGAAGAAGGCGAAGAACAGGUGUGGUCUGUCUCGGUUCAGAUCCCUCUGACUGAGGUAAAGUAUAGAUACUGUGUGUGCAUCAUCUUGGAAGCACGACCUGGUAUUCAUGAGCGUGCUGUUGUUGUGCGAUCAUGGGAGACUAACAUGCUGCCUCGAAGGAUUCCUGGAGGAGAAUCCAACAUUUCUGACCCCUCUAUUGAGAAAUAUGGAUCAUAUGGGGGCUCUGAACGUGUUGAGAGUGGCUGGCUGGUUAGAGACUCAGUUGUCCAGUUCCGCCUCUGUACCUCAAACUUGUACAACGACCCUGUGAUGCUUUUCAAAAGGAAGUACCAGGAUAAGAAGGUACGCAUCAAGGUGACACCAAAAGAGCUUCACAACAACAGUCCAGGGGAUCCUCACAAUGGCGUUCCUGGGUCAGAAGAGAGCUCGGACUUUGACAUUUCCAACCUCCAGAUCGACAGCAAGCCCAUCUGGCCCAUCACGGAGGUGGCUGUUAUGAAUGAAGAGGAGUGUUUGUUCCAUCCGCAGCCACAGUUUGGGGUUGUUUGCAACACUGGGGAGUACAUUGUGUUCCAGUGUCGAAUGCUCAAUGUUGAAACAAAUGCCUUCCUCUGUGAUUUCUAUAUAGAAGAUGGAAAUGAAGAGCUUCCGCACUAUCUUGGUUGUUCAUACAUCUUGCCUUCAAAUCUGAAGGAAAACUUCGGAGUGGCAACCCUGCCCAUAACAUCCCCCAAGCACACUGCUAUUGGGCAGCUAACAGUUCACUAUAUGGUUGUGUACCCAAUGCCAGUCAGAUGUGACAUGAGUGUUUCUUAUGCUCGUCACUGGAAGGACACCUGGAAAGGCCUGGAGGUGGGCCACAGAGGGGCUGGAAAUUCCUAUCACUCUGAGCCAAAAAGUUGCGCAAAUAUCCGCGAGAACACCAUCGCAUCCCUCAAAUAUGCAGCAGAAAUUGGAGCAGACAUGGUCGAGUUUGAUGUCCAGCUGAGCAAAGACUUGGUGCCUGUUAUAUAUCACGAUUUUCAUGCGUGCAUUGCAUUGAAACGCAAAAAGGAACAGGACAAAACUGACCUUCUAGAAAUACCAAUCAAGGAUCUCACCAUCUCCCAACUGCAAGCUUUGAAAGAUCUGAGUCACCUCAAAGAAGGCGUGCCGUGUGAUGUCCUCUCAUACUGUGAUCACGAAGACAUGGUCUAUCAUAAAACAGAGAAGGGACUGAGUAGGUUUUCGGAUGAGGACUUCGAGGACCACCAGCCUUUCCCAACGCUACAGAAGGCCCUAGAGUCUGUUCCUUAUACAUGUGGCUUUAAUGUAGAAGUCAAGUGGACAAUGCAGAUGAGGGACGGAACAUACGAGCUCCAACAUCCUUUCGAGCUGAACCGCUUCCUAGAUCUCAUUAUCGAGUCUAUUCUGGAACACUCAGGCAAGAGGAAGAUCAUCUUCUCAUGCUUCCACCCUGACAUCUGUACCAUGCUGCGCCUCAAGCAGAACCGCUACCCAGUCAUGUUCCUGACACAGGGUAUCUCGGAGGUCUGGCCACCCUAUGAAGACCAGCGCACCACCACCAUCAGACAUGCAGUGCUCUACUCAACCAAUGCAGAUAUUUUGGGAAUAAACGUGCACACAGAAGAUCUGAUGCGUGACCCACUCCAGGUCCAGAUGGCCCUUGAGCACGGUUUGAUCGUCUUCUGCUGGGGAGACCACAACAACGACCAGGAGAAUAUAAAGUUUCUCAAGAGCAUUGGGCUUCAUGGCAUUAUUUAUGAUAAAAUUGAUGUGUAUAACACGAAAGUCAAGAAGGAAAGUGUAUUCUUAUGCGAGGAAAGAGAGGCAGGAAUAAACUCAAACGGAACCAGUUCUGACAUACAAGAAGCCAUCCACUCAUAAAGUGACUCCUAUUUAUAUAUAUUUAUGUAUUUAUAAUUUGUAUGUAUUAUAUACAUAUUUAUUUAUGUGUGUAUGUAUGUGUGUGUGUAUUAUGUAUAUGUGUAUAUAUACAUACACACUUAAAUAUCUGUGUAUACUUUUACAUAUGUUUAAAGUCAAUAGUGGAUGAAGGAAUAGCUGAGAAAGCAUGGCAGAACAUCACAAGAAAAUGGAACAAUGGUGAAGGAUGCAAUGACAAUGUUUUUUCUUCAUUAGCAUAUUCUUUCUUUUCUUUCUGGUUCAGAUAUUUGCAGUUUGCUGUAACCAGCCCAACUCUAUAACAUAUGGAAGUUGGGUGAAAAGGAUAUAGUUCUCUCUCUCUCCCUCUCUCUCUCUCAUUCUUUUAUUGCUUUCAGUGAAACAUAUUGAAAUGUAUAAUCAGAGUUUGAUUAUAGUGGAGAUACUAAUUUGUGUAAUGAAUCUUAUCAUUGUGAAAGUUUAGACCCUAAUUAGGUUUAUGCAACCAUCAUAUUUACUUGAAUACAAGCUGUGCAAGGUGCAGAGAGAGACUUUUCAGCACUUGUAAUUUAUGCAGAAAAUCUUAGACUACACAUACCACACUGCUUCAAAAACUUGCACCUUUAUCAUAGUCAUUCGGCUGCUAUGCAGUAGAGUUCCAAUAUUUACAUGUUUGCAUGUGAACUUACCAUGACUAUUAUGUCACUGUGUAUCGAACAGUGACUUCAGGAUUUCAUGACAUGUUGUAAUGUCUAGAUAUUUAUGAUGAUACCUUUUAUCAAGUGACAUGUGAGGUAACUUGCAUGUCUUAUAAGCCACAAGAUAUCCGGCAUUAGACGUGCACAGGUAAUGCUGUUAUGAUAAGAAUCUGAAGUUUAAUAAGGUUUUCAGCAUUGAUAUCAGCUUUACUUCCGAUUCUCUUGAAGUAUUUUGAGAAAUGACAAAGCUUAACCCAUAGCUAAUGAUUCCAGUAGUUUAGAAAUCAGCCAAUUCUGAGAUAGAUGCAUCUCUCAUUUUUGUAUUUCGUGUGAUUGCAUUGGUAUUACAAUUUCUGAUUAACUGUGUACUUGCACAAAUAUUGCUUGACAUGCCCACUGAAGGUCCUUAAUAUCUUAGUAAAACCAUUGUUAUAGAAAAAGAAAUUGAAAUUGGUUGUUGAUGAUUUUUUGGGGGAAAAAUAGAAAAUGAAAUUAGCAAAGGUAAUAAAGACCAGGUACCUGAAAAGUAAAAUAGGGUGAUGUUUGUGUGGUUCAUUAUAUUUCUGUGCCAUUUUUUGCCAAUCUAAAAAUGAUUAAUACCUUCUUUUUUUUUCUCCUUAAGGUUAGCAUAUUGAAAGGCAAAUGAUAUAAGAAGCAAACACACACACACACACGCAUACACACACUCACACACACACUCACACACACUCACACACACUCACACACACUCACACACACUCACACACACUCACACACACACACACACACACACACACACACACACACACACACACACACACACACACACACACACACACACACACACACACACACA
This is a messenger RNA of Penaeus indicus, 3806 nucleotides long. Its product is annotated as glycerophosphocholine phosphodiesterase GPCPD1-like. Lineage: Eukaryota; Metazoa; Arthropoda; Malacostraca; Decapoda; Penaeidae. Gene Ontology annotation, biological process: glycerophospholipid catabolic process. The transcript is spliced from 15 exons. Gene Ontology annotation, molecular function: starch binding; glycerophosphocholine phosphodiesterase activity. The record is from RefSeq and is a predicted model, not a curated record. Bases 243 to 2276 code for a protein of 677 amino acids.